Messenger RNA from Paramecium octaurelia, 2280 nucleotides. The record is from the annotation of a GenBank genome assembly. Lineage: Eukaryota; Ciliophora; Oligohymenophorea; Peniculida; Parameciidae.
GUCAUGAACAAAGCAUUUCAGAGAAGUAAUCAUUAAUCACUAUAACAGAGCACUCUGACAAUAGUAUUCUCAAGGGCAAAACACAACAUAACACUCAAUAGCGAAGUCCCUUAAGUACCAAAGAAAAUGAUCACAAAUUCAAAUAUCCUGAAGUUAUUCGCAGAAAAGAAUCAAAACCUUUGCAAGUUCAAACCAACUAAUCGGACAUGAGAUCACCAAGUGCUUAAUCCACAUAGUCUCCGAUCAAUAGUAUCAAUUUCAAUCUAUUUCUAAGAGAGCAUUCUCAUUACUCAUCGAUCUCAAUCAAUGUUUUAAGAUGCAUAAUACAUUGAUUAUAUUAUCACAAACAAAGAAGUGAAUCAAUUUCUUAAAAAGCACUUCCUACAUGAACAUAUGCAUACAAAUAGUUCCAGAUAAACAAAUACUAAAUUGAUCUGUGAUUCUUGGGAUAAGGUGCCUGUUACUUAUUUUAUUAAAGCCUUAUUUGAUGAGUAUCCGGAAAUCAUAGAGGAUCAUCAUUUAAAUGAGAAGUUGAACAUCAAAUUGAAAACACUCAUAAAAGACUUGAUUUCUGAAGAUGGACAACUCUUAUCGUUGAAUAAACUACAAAUACACACGCGUCAUUUGGGAUUGCUGGGAUUGUUACUGACUGCUCUCAGAGACAUUCAAGAUGCACCCACAGUAAAUCACAAUACUCCUCAUAAUUAAUCUAUCUCACAUGAAUAGGAAGUCUCCACUACAACUUAGUAAUAGUAAUAGUAAUAUUAAUCCAAAUUUCAUAAGAUGGCUUCAGAAAUUACAUAAUCAGCUGAAAAUAGAAUAAAUGAAUUGGUAAACUUGAAAUUGCAACAAUUCACAAUCAAACAAAAGGAAUUGGAAAAAUAAAUUUAACAAUUAAAAUAGAAGGCAACUGAAAACUUUGAUCUAUUCUAACAUGAAGCCAAAAACAAAUAAGUGAUCAACAAUCUAACCCAAUAGUUACAAUAGAAAGAUCAAAUCAUAGCAGAUCUAGAAUAAAAACUCAUUAAGAAAUGGAUGAACUCAUCUUUAGAAGAAGAAAUGCAUUCAACCAAAAUUGCAUAACCAAAGGCAUCACCAAUCAAAAUUUAGAGUCCCAGCCAAUCUCCCUUUAAUGACAGCAAUCAAUACUUAUAAAGAAUGAUUAGUAAUUUAUGCACUGUCUGGGAUCUAGGUUGUAUCAAUGAGGAUUACAGAUUUGCUCAAAUACUAACAGCACAAGAAAACAAUCAAAUGCCCUAUUAACAUUUUCAAUUAAUCCCCAUUAUUAAAACAAUCCCUGGCUUUAAUGAUUUUAUUUUUAAAUCACAAAAUAACAAUCACAUCAUCACUAAUUUUAUUUAGAAUUGCAUGAAUAAUGAUAACAAUGUCAUCUUAGAUUUGUAUUAUGAAAUUAUCACUCUGCUUCCAAAUUUUAAAAUUAGUGAUCAGGAUCAUUAUUUAAUUAAUGUAAUGCAAUUAUUUCUAAAACUAACCGUUUCAAUUUUGUAGAUAAAAACUGUGUUCAGUAUAAGUAAGCUGAAAGAAUGGGGGUCCAUCAAGAGGCAACUUACUGAAUAACAGAACUAAUUCAUUAAGAAUUUAAUCACCUAGAUAGUCCAAAUUAAUCAAUACAGUAUUAAGUAGGUGCCUUAAUCAAAAUUAUGGAAUCAGCAAUAGAUUUAUCAUGACUAAUAUAUGUCAGAGUAUAACAACAAAUUGAUUGAGAAUCAAGUAAUUAACAACACAUUGAGAAAACAACUAAAUUAGAUACACAAUAAGCAGAAUACAAGGUUGUCCCUGAUUAUUAGGAUUAUUCAAUGCUUCUAUUACAAUGAUGUUGAAGAAUUAAUCGGUCUAAUGCAAUCGAUUCAAGGGGAAACUGAUGUGGACAUCUAUUUAUCCAAACUGAUCCUUGAUUGUGAUUGCAUCAACCUAAUAUUGUUCCCGAGUUUGUUCAAUCCCAAAUUUGUUCUUAAGUCAAUCACAAACCUACUUUAAUUUAAGUGUCCUGGCUAAUUCUAUUUAUUAUAUACAAAGUAAGUGUGCUAAAUUAGAAAUAUCGAUAUACUGAUCGAAUUAUUAACUAAAAUGCAUAAUACUAUGAAUUCGGAUGUUGUUAUUAAAUUAUGGGAUGUACUUGGAGCUAUUGCUAAGAGUACUGUCUUAAAAGAAUGUAAAGAAGGUCUUCAAUUUGUAAUAAGAUUAUAUUCGAAUUCUCAUCAAGCCACAAUAUUACAUAAUAUAUAAUAAGUAUAAAAAAAUUUAGCAAUCCCAAUCUGA